AUGUCCUCCAAAUCCAGAUGGGCAAACGAUGAUCCAGAAACGGAGGCAAUAAUUGCUCGACAAAAACACGAAAAGGAACAAAAACGACGCGCCAAGGCGGAGAAACAACGACAGCUCGAGGAAGCCAAGGCUCAACAAGCUCGUCAGCAAGAUGCAAACAACACACAAGGCCCCAAUGGCGAAUCAGGUCCCCCGACAAAACGACGACGACUCUCGAAUGACCGCAACAUCCCCGAAGCUAAGGUAGCCAACGUCGACAAAGAGGAGAGAAAGCAGUCGGCAUUGUUGCGCUUCCCGGUUGGAGAAUGGGGCCCUUGCCGGCAUGUGGACAACUUCGAGAAACUGAAUCAUAUCGAAGAGGGCUCCUAUGGAUGGGUGUCGCGCGCGAAGGAUAUCUCAACAGGAGAGAUUGUUGCGUUGAAAAAGCUGAAGCUCGAGAACUCGCCGGACGGGUUCCCAGUCACCGGCCUACGGGAGAUCCAGACACUCUUGGAGGCACGACAUCAGAAUGUCGUCUACCUGCGCGAGGUAGUCAUGGGCAAUAAAAUGAGCGAUGUAUAUUUAGUGAUGGAUUUCCACGAACACGACCUCAAAGCCCUUCUAGACGAAAUGCGCGAACCGUUCCUUCCCUCGGAGAUCAAAACCGUCCUUCUGCAGGUAGUAGGCGGACUCGAAUUUCUACACUCGCAAUGGAUCAUGCACCGCGACCUUAAAACCUCCAACCUCUUAAUGAACAACCGCGGCGAGCUCAAAAUCGCCGACUUCGGCAUGGCCCGGUACUACGGCGACCCACCACCUAAACUGACCCAACUCGUCGUAACAUUAUGGUACCGCGCCCCGGAACUCCUCCUCGGCGCAGAUAAAUACGGCACAGAAAUCGACAUGUGGAGCAUCGGCUGUAUCUUCGGCGAGCUCCUGACCAAAGAACCCCUUCUCCAAGGCAAAAACGAAGUCGACCAAGUAUCCAAGAUCUUCGCCCUGACAGGCCCGCCAAAUUCCCAAACAUGGCCCGGCUUCCGGUCACUGCCUAAUGCCAAAUCCUUGAAGAUACCAUCUUCCUCCGCGUCCGUCUCAGCAGGAACCCCGCCUCUCCUGCCUCGCUCCCGAUUCCCAUACCUCACAAAUGCAGGCCUGGGCCUUUUGUCUGAGCUCUUGGCACUCAACCCUGCCUCGCGACCUACGGCAAAACAGUGUCUUCAACAUCCUUAUUUCAGGGAAGAUCCUCGACCGAAACCACGCGAGAUGUUCCCUACUUUCCCGUCUAAGGCCGGUAUGGAGAAGCAGAGACGUCACCGUACUCCUGAGGCGCCUAGGCGCGGCCAAGAGGCGCCAGCAUUGGAUUUUGCGGGCGUCUUUGGUGGUGCUGCUGGUGGAGAUGCGGGCGAAGCGGGUGCUGGUUUUACGCUUCGUUUGGGAUAA
Messenger RNA from Penicillium soppii, 1419 nucleotides. RefSeq lists its product as uncharacterized. The record is from RefSeq and is a predicted model, not a curated record. Gene Ontology annotation, cellular component: nucleus. Gene Ontology annotation, biological process: regulation of mitotic cell cycle; protein phosphorylation. The coding region runs from base 1 to 1419 and encodes 472 amino acids. Lineage: Eukaryota; Fungi; Ascomycota; Eurotiomycetes; Eurotiales; Aspergillaceae. The transcript is spliced from 2 exons. Gene Ontology annotation, molecular function: ATP binding; cyclin-dependent protein serine/threonine kinase activity.